AUGGCUGUUACGGUUUCCGUGUACAACAAUCUUCCCACCCUGGAAGAGGCCGACCAUCGCUUUGUCGACCGAUCUAGGGUGCUUAGAGAUUUGAAAGACCUUUUCGCCAAAUACGACAACGUUUACGGUCUCUGCUUAGUUCAUGCACACUGCAAGCUGAACGAAGGCGAGAUCAUGCUUGCGCAAGGAAACACGACACAGCCUGAGAGCAUAGACUCGAUGGAAAACUGUCAUCCCGAGCGAUGGCUUCCUUCUGGCAAGCCGUAUGAGUUCACUACGCGGGAAACCGUUCCCCCUCCCGCAGAUCUUCUCAAAUCGUUCAACGAACUUACUUACGGUAUUGACGUUCUUGGCCUGUAUCACGUCGAUGAUAAGAACACUGGCAAGAUGAUCGAGCAUACUGAGGGACGGAAGAAUAUUCUCUCGUCUUUCGAUGAUCCUAACACCCUGCAGCCAGGAGAUUAUAUGGAGACAGCUUGGGACCUUGGAAAGGGUGAUCCUGUCACCAUGACCUGUGUUAUUUACUGUGACACCCGAUCAACACGUUCUGGGGGAACUCACAAAGGUACAAAGAGUCACGUGAAGCAGUGA
Messenger RNA from Colletotrichum godetiae, 591 nucleotides. RefSeq lists its product as uncharacterized. The transcript has 2 exons. The coding region runs from base 1 to 591 and encodes 196 amino acids. NCBI's taxonomy places the organism in Eukaryota, Fungi, Ascomycota, Sordariomycetes, Glomerellales, Glomerellaceae. The record is from RefSeq and is a predicted model, not a curated record.